GAGACCAUCAGAGAUUAGAAGUCUCCAGCCUGUCGCCUACUCGUUUUAUAAUCACAAAAGAUCUGUCAGAUCCAGUGGGUAGGUCUCAACUUCAGGAGGAAGUGUUGUCUCUCAUCCAAAAAGGGCUAUUAGUUCUGGUUCCGCUAGAGGAGUUGGGACAGUUUUUAAUAAAUAAAACAAACAAGAUGUUCAGAGUGAUAAUAAACUAAUCUUAAAACCUUUAAACCAAUAUCUCAAGUACAAUCGCUUCAAGGUGGCUUCAGGUUUCCUUCUGGUGGCCAAAUCAGAGAAAAGGUACAGAUUUUUCGGGAUCGCACUGUGGACAUUCUAGGGAAAUUAGGUUGGUUAAUAAAUUGGGAGUCUUCUCCGUACCUUACCCAGCAAAAGAUUUUUUUUGGGAUUCAGAGAUAAUUUCCCUAGUAAAUGAAGUUUCCAGUUCUCCCUGUCUCUCUAUUUGGAAGGGCAUGUCAAUUUUAGGGCUCUCCACAGCAGUUCCCUGGGCGCAGAUUCAGUCCCGAGAGUUGCAAAUUGAACUUUAGAGCCAUUGGAAUUUGUCUCAGGUUGAUUUGGAUUGGAAGACAGUUCUGUCCCCUAAAGUAGUGGCCUCUUUAAGUUGGUGGUUAGUAGGGUAUAAUCUUACUAGAGGGUUGGAUUGGAGGUUUCCUCUUCCUUUAGUGAUUACUACAUGUGGGUGACAGAGAUCUUCAAGGAGCUUGGGAGUCAGAAGUUCAGGAUAGAUCUUCUAACUACAAAGAGUUACUAGCAGUUUUUUGUACCCUUCAGUCCUUGAGGCUCUUGAAUAGGGGUAGAAAUGUUAAGAUCCUGUCUGAUAAUACUACUGCUGUGUCUGUGAUCAAUAGACAGGAAACCACGAGAAGUAUUGGUUUAAUGUCAUCUUUUCAGAUGCUAUUGGUAAAUAAAUCAAUGAAUUUCUACCAUCUUGACUGAGUUUAAUAUCAAGUUGAUUCUUAAAAGACAAUGAAACAAUUACACUUUGCUUUGUCAUGAGGACGUUUGCUUUUCUUACAAAAUAUACUCCAAGUUUUGCUUAUGAGUGUAAUACACCUAUGUCAUCACGCCGUGCCAAGAACCAUAUGGAAUGAAGAUAAGAAGACCAUACAAUGUAGAUUUUUUUUUUUUAUCUCCGGAUUGCCGGAACUAUGUUACAAUGGACAAUUUACACUAUAAAAUACAGUGCUGUUAUCUGAUGAAAUUGCAUAUGCCGGUAGAAUAUGUGGGAGAUGCUAUGUAUAUGCAUAUUUCAUUGACACCGAGGAGGCAGGUAAGGGCCCUCCCGGUGUCCUGUAAGCUGUUCGGACGCCGCGGUGAAAUCACCAUGGCUGUCCCAAACAGCCCGACUGAGCAGCCGGGAUCCUUUCACUUCAGACGCGGCUGUCAGCUUUGAAGGGUGAUGUCCUGUAUUAGCCAUGCGUCUCGGCCGUUGAUAGCCGCCGGGACUGACCCGAUAUGACGCAUAUCGUGGGAGCUGGCGAAGGACGUAAAUAUACGUCCUUUGUCGUUAAGGGGUUAAGGACCAAGCCCAUUUUCUCCUUAAAGGGGUACUUCGGCCCUAAGACAUCUUAUCCCCUAUCCAAAGGAUAGGGGAUAAGAUGUCUGAUCACGGGGGUCCUGCCGCUGGGGACCCUCGCAAUCUUUCAUUCUGCACCUACAUUUGUGAGCUCUCCGCAGUGCUGAAGGCUCCAAGUGUGAAGCGUUAACGACCAUGGGGCCGGAGUAUCGUGACGUCACAACUCCGCCCCCGUGUGACACCACGCCCCGCCCCCUCAAUGCAAAUCUAUCGGAGGGGGCAUGACGAUCAGACAUCUUAUUCUCUAUCCUUUGGAUAGGGGAUAAGAUGUCUUAGGGUAGGAGUACGCCUAUAAGGACCAGAGCAUUUUUUGCAAAUCUGACCACUGUCACUUUAAACAUUAAUAACUCUGGGAUGCUUUUACUUUUCAUUCUUAUUCAGAGAUUGUUUUUUCGUGACAUAUUCUACUUUAUGAAAGCAACAAGUAAUGCCGCUCACCCCUUCAAACAAAUCCGGAGCACCUGCGCAAGGACACACCGGUCCCGCCCUUGGCUUUGUACAAUAGUAGAAAGAAGAAUUGUCCAGCGCUGGGUUUGCAGUGUACAGCGUCAUCGACAAUAAGUCUGUGAUUCCUUUCUGCUUUACAAUGACCACCUAUGAUCUUACGUGUUUCUGGGAAAGCAACAGACCAGACGCCUCCAGCUAUAUAUUUUACUAUAAAGAUCAGACUGAAACCUGCAAGUUAACAACAGUGACAGCGUCGAAUGGCACCUGGUGGCACGUAUGCCAGUUUCCAGAAAACCACGUAGAUUUAUAUGCCAUGCAUCCUGAGCACAUCACCGUGGUAGAUACUCGGGACAACAACAUCUUUAGCCGAGACUGUAAAACAGAGCAUGUUGUUUACGUGGAGCCCAUUAGAGACAUCACAGUAAAAGAGCAGCUGAAGCCGCGGGGGCUGCUGAUCAUCCUGAAUGACACUUCUAAUGAUCAGAUGUCUAAUUCCAUGACGUAUGAAGUGAGAUACACAAGUGAGGAGAACAACCUGGAGAAAACAGAGACAUUCCCAAUGGUGGCAGCACAGAAGGGCUAUGUGAAGCUGUUCCUGGAUGGUAUUGUUAGAGGGGCUGAGUACUCGCUCAGUAUCAGAGUGAAGGCGGACGGGUUAUUAGACGGAUACUGGAGUCAGUGGUCGGAGGUUCAUGUCAGAACAUCAGAUGCUGUGGACGUCCUUCAUGUUAUACUAUAUGUGACCGGGGGCCUCAUCCUCAUCGCGGCCAUCAUCAUAUGGAUCACAUGUCAGAAGAGGUUCCUCCAGAAGAAGGUGUGGCCAAAAAUCCCAAGUCCAGAACAUCACUUCAAGGAGCUGUAUACAACUCAUAAAGGAAAUUUUAAGCUGUGGUUAGAUCAGACGGACCUUACAUGGAUCUCUAGGAAUUUUUUUCAUGACUGUCCGAUCUCUACACUAGAAAUCCUCUCAGAACUCCCCAAUGCGAUGCCCCCUCCUCCACCUACUGCACAACUGCUGCCCAAAGACAGCUACGUGGCCCUAGAUGACACUUUUUUGCCCCACUUCUCAGCAUGGUUGGGAGCUGAGAGACAAAUAAAUGUCCAGAUGGAGCUACAGAGACCAACAGAGGCUCCUAGUCAGGAGAAGACCUCCCGGAAUGAGGGAAGAGCACAGGACGCGGUGAGGGAGACAACCAUUGAGGAGGUCCCAUCUGUGGAGGAGAGCGGGGGCGAUCCUACCGGGCAGAAGCCUGGCUCUCUAACUAUCCUGAGAGAGGACUCCCUCAACUCAGAAGAAGGGAAGCAGAGUCCAGGAUCCAGCUUUGAGUACACAGUUUUAGAGACGUGUGAUGGGCUCCUAUCCCCUAGGACAAGUUCGAUCCCUCCACGACAACCUCUUAAGUAUGCUUACCUACUCAUGUCCGAAUUGGGGCCCGAAAGCCCUCCACCAUCUCCAGUCAUUUACCAGAACAGCAUCUGUGCCCAGUUACCAGCCCAUAUCUACUCACAAUGCUGAUGUUUAUGCUUCUCAAUGAGAAGAAGCAGGGCUCAAGUCCUGCAUGGGAACUGAGUUCCUGCACUUUUUUUUAAUUUUUUUAUAUAGCAGGAACACCAUUCCCAUUAGCAGGAGUCCUGCAGGACCAACCCUUGAGUGGAGAUCUUGUAUGAGUUCCCUCACUUUUUUUUUUUUUGAAGGACUUGACCCCUGAGAAGAAGGACUGCGGGCAGUAAGGAACUGCACUAGAACGAGAAUCAUGUGUGAUUUGUGGCCGUACUACAUGGAUUGUAGGUAUCAUAACACUAGUCUGUAAAAGUAGAGCAAUGGACACCUCACCUAAUGGAAAACUCUAGUCAGAUUGGAGAACUCGGCCUCACACAGUGUUCAUCGGUCUACCCUCUACAGCAGUGUCUCUGUAUAUAUACGUGUCCAGUGUAUAUCUUUGUAUAUAGCCAUGUUUGUACGACCUCCCCAUCCCCCCACCACUGGAUACAAUCUUUUUUUUUUUUUUGAUAAGUCGCUGUAAAUACUUUUUAUAUUUUUUUGUAAAAACUUUUUUGUA
Hyla sarda is the source of this 4095-nucleotide messenger RNA. RefSeq names its product erythropoietin receptor (gene EPOR). Gene Ontology annotation, molecular function: protein binding; cytokine receptor activity. Gene Ontology annotation, cellular component: external side of plasma membrane. Gene Ontology annotation, biological process: positive regulation of cell population proliferation; hemopoiesis; cytokine-mediated signaling pathway. The coding region runs from base 2175 to 3551 and encodes 458 amino acids. Lineage: Eukaryota; Metazoa; Chordata; Amphibia; Anura; Hylidae. The record is from RefSeq and is a predicted model, not a curated record. The transcript is spliced from 8 exons.